AUGGAUUAUCAGCAGAAGCAAUCACCGGCGUUCAGCAAGUCUUCCGAUUCAAAGGUUAGCAAAAAGUAUAUUCACGAUGAUGUUGCCUUCUACGUUCUUUCGAAACUUCCCAUAAAAUCAUUGAAACGCUUUGGAUGCGUACGCAAAUCAUGGUCCAGUUUAUUUGAUGACUCUCAUUUCAUGACCGUGUUUCGCAGCCAUUUCAUAUCUCGUCACAAUUCUGAUGAUCAUCAUCAUACAUUUCUCCUCAUAUAUCAACCUGACUGUGAUGAUCAUUACCAUCCUGAAUUGCAUUUGCUCGAUAGUAGAAUCAAAUUAAAUUUGCCACCUCCGUUUUCAGAAGAGGACCGUUUUCUUAGUAUUUUGGGAAAAACAAGUGUUAACGGUAUUUUUUGUAUUGGACAACGGGGAAAUACAAAUAAGGUCAGAUAUGUAUUGUGGAACCCAGCUACCGAGGAAUUCGUCAACAUUCCUCCUAGCCCUGAUGAGGUUAUGUCAAAACACCCUCUCCUUGGUGUGUUUCAUAAAUUUCAUGGAUUUGGUUAUGACCAAGUCAAAGAUGACUUUAAGGUGAUUCAGUAUGUAUCAUUUGAUAGCUCAGGUUGUGAUGGCUAUGACAUUGAUUCUCCUCCACCUCACGGUAUAAUCUAUUACUCCUUUUUUGAGAUAUAUAGUCUAAGAAAUAAUUCUUGGAAGAUACUCCACAUCGACGAUAUGUCUAUGCGCUAUGUAGGUAAUGUAUUUUCUGGUGAAGAACUGUACAUGAAUGGUGCUUGUCAUUGGUUGGUUCAAGGUAAAAUACAUGAUACAAUAGCUCUCAUGUCAUUUGACCUCACUCAUGAGGUGUUCUUUACAACACCCAUCGAUGAAAGAUCUGAGUUGGAUUACGGACAUUUGGCGGUGUUAAAUGGAUCAAUUGCUUUGAUCAUAAAUCAUGACAACAAUAAUACUUUCCACAUAUCUAUUCUGGGUGAACUCGGCGUGAAGGAAUCAUGGAUCAAACUAUUUAUUUAUGGCCCUAUGCCUUCCAUUGACUGGCCCCUAAUUGGAUUUGGGAACAAGGGAUACAUUUUCUUUAGAAAAAUAGAUGAUGAACUAGUACGGGUUGAUUUGAGCACCCAAAUAAUUGAGGAGCUUGGUUUUAAAGGAGAGGAUUAUUGUUGUUGUAAGAUCGGGAUUUACAAGGAAAGCCUUCUCUCGAUUCGAGGAUCAAAUAACUAG
This is a messenger RNA of Vicia villosa (hairy vetch), 1221 nucleotides long. RefSeq names its product F-box protein CPR1-like. Lineage: Eukaryota; Viridiplantae; Streptophyta; Magnoliopsida; Fabales; Fabaceae. The coding region runs from base 1 to 1221 and encodes 406 amino acids. The transcript has a single exon. Gene Ontology annotation, molecular function: protein binding. The record is from RefSeq and is a predicted model, not a curated record.